GCCCAAUUGUACUGUCAGUCAAUUUUGUAGAAAAGAACAAUGAUUUUGUUUUGAUGUGAAAAAAGUUGUCGUUUUUAAUUUGUUUAAAAUAUGGAAGUUUUCCAAACUGAUAAUUAUUAUAUAUUUGUUAAACGUAAAAAAAGUCUUUGGUGGAAUCGUACCACAUCUGAAUUUUCAAUCAAAGCAGGAUGGGACUUAUCAUCAGUGGAUGAUAUUGAAUGCAUUGGAAUAACUCAUGGAAUAAUAGGUGUUAUUUCGCUAUCUGGCGUCUAUGAGCCACAUCUGGUGAUAGUAAAAGAAGCUACUCCAGUUGGAGUACUUUAUUCACCAAACCUGGUGUAUAAAGUCAAAAGUAUUUGUAUAUUAAGUUCAGAUCCUCCGGAUAGCACUCUUACGUCAUGUACAAGACAUAACCAAAAUAAAACUCAAACAACUCCCACACAUAAGCCAAAGAUAUUUGAGGGUAGUCAGUUGAUGAAUAAAACCUGGGGUGCUGUAAAAAGUGCUGGAACUUCUAUUAAAAAUACUACACAACAAGCCGCAGCUAAAGCUUCAAAUCAGGUUAAAUCAUCAGUUGGUAUUAGAGAUCCAGGCCGCAUUGAGAAACGGAUCACUGAAGAAUUGCACAAGGUUUUUGAUGACUCGGAUAGUUUUUAUUUUUGUUUCGAAAGUGACAUUACAAAUAACUUGCAACGACAUAAUGAUGAUACUGAUGAUUAUGACGAAAGAUUUUUCUGGAAUAUGCAUAUGAUUUCGGAUUUAAUUAAAUUAAAUGACAAAACAUGGAUUCUACCAGUUAUUCAAGGAUUUGUACAAGUUGAGCAAUGUGUGAUUGGAAACGAAUGUUUCACGUUAGCUUUAGUAUCACGUAGAUCGCGUCAUCGUGCUGGUACUAGAUACAAGCGCCGUGGUGUAGAUGAAACUGGUAAUUGUGCUAAUUAUGUUGAAACCGAGCAAAUUCUCUCAUUUCGUCACCAUCAGCUAUCUUUUACACUAGUUCGCGGUUCAAUUCCAGUUUAUUGGAGUCAACCUGGUUACAAAUAUCGGCCACCACCCAGACUUGAUAAACCCGAAGUCCAAACACAGGAGGCAUUUGAAAAGCAUUUUUUAAAAGAACUUUCCAUUUAUGAUGGUGUAUGCAUAGUUAAUUUAAUCGAACAAAGUGGAAAGGAGAAAAUCAUUGGAGAUGCUUUUGCCAAACACGUAGUGCAAUUUAAUAACGAUCAACUUGUAUACGUAACUUUUGAUUUCCAUGAUUAUUGUCGUGGAAUGCGAUUUGAAAAUGUUUCAACUCUUGUAGAAGCACUUGCACCUGAAGCCGGAGCAAUGGGUUUUCACUGGCGAGACUCGCGAGGUGUUAUUUGCAACCAAAAAUCAAUAUUUCGUAUUAACUGUAUGGAUUGCCUUGAUCGCACAAAUGUUGUUCAAACAGCUAUCGGAAAAGCUGUGCUUGAAUCACAAUUGGUCAAAUUGGGAUUAUCACCUCCAUAUUCCCCAAUACCGGAACAGUUAAAAGGUCCAUUUAUGGUUCUGUGGGCAAAUAAUGGUGAUAUAAUAAGUCGACAGUAUGCUGGUACUAAUGCAUUGAAGGGCGACUACACACGUACUGGGGAACGUAAGUUGGCUGGAAUGGUCAAAGAUGGAAUGAACUCUGCUAAUCGUUAUUAUCUUGCACGGUUUAAGGAUACGUACAGGCAAGCCACAAUUGACUUAAUGCUUGGAAUUCAAGUAUCACCAGAAUCUUUAAACGCCUUAGGGGGCCACCAGGCCCCAGACGACACCGAUGCUUUGGAAGGUGCAGAGCACGCAAAGUUGCUUGUGGAAGAUUGUCGUAGGCUAUUACUAGGUGCUGCCCAGUAUCCAAUCGGAUCAUGGGGUUUGAUCGAUGCGGAUCCAAAUUCGGGAGAUAUUAAUGAAACUGAAGUAGAUGUUAUAUUAUUGCUAACUGAUGAUUGUUAUAUUGUGGCUGAUUACGACUCUCAUCUAGAUAAAAUUGUUCGAUUUGAAAAAGUUAGUCUUCAAAAUAUAACAUUGAUCGAACUAGGAAUGUAUCAACAAACGAAAAUAUUUCAAGGCACUGCUCCAGCUUUGCUUUGUAUACGUUUAAAUUAUAUGGUUGAUGGUACAGAUGGAUAUUUUCAUAUGUUUCGAUCUGCAAAUAUUCGUUUCUUUAAUAAUGUUGCAGUAGUUAUUAAGACACAAGAAGAAGUAUUAGAAUCCCUUAUGUCUAUUGUUGAAUUUUUCAAAGUAACAUUGAAUAACAUCGGUAAAAAUGAUGUUCAGUAUAUUACAGGAGGGAUGCUACAAAGGAGAAAAAGUAAAGUUCCAUUGUUGGAUGUUCCCAAGGGUAUGCAUCGCAAUCUUUCCGAGUCACAGCUUGUUCAAUUGAGCUCCAAGGCAUUCAGCAAUGUAGCAGGCCAGUUUUCCAAACUUGGACAAAGUCUUAAUCCAAAUAAAGAGAAGUCAUCUCCAUCAUCUCAGCCAAUAAACAACUUAGCACAAUUUAAUUCGAAAUCCAACCAACCCGUUGAUUCAUGUAUAGAAGCUGAAAAGGCAAUAUUUUCUGUAGGACCUUGUAAAAAAGGAACAAAAGGUUCUACAACAAGUUCCGAUUCUGAAGACAACGAUAAUAGUAUUUAUGAACCUGAUUUUGAAAGUGGUGAAAUGGCUGAAAUAGCAUUAGCAGAGAAAUCCUGUUUCAAAGAGAAUGAUUUCUUACCUAGUGUGGGCAUAGUCAUGGGUCCCAGUGUCGAGCAAUCAAUAACAUCAAAUAUUAAUCAACUCGAAGUAAAAGACAACAUAGCAAAAAUGUCUGAAGAUGUUCUUACGAUUUCAAUAACAUCUGUAACUGACCAUGUAACGCUUCCAGCAGGUCUUUUAGAAAAUGCUGCACCAGUGCGAACUCGAACUCCGACACCUGAGAUACGUAUUCAAGAAACUACUAACGACGAUAAAAUAUCUGAAGAAAAAGUAACUACUCCUGAGGAACAACAAUCAAGAUCAACAUCAAUCAAGGAUCUAUCGUUGCCAGUAGAAUCGGCAUCGCUAACGGAUUCUUCUUUGAAGCAAUUAAAAACAAUGACCAGUCCCCUGUCUAAACUUGCUAAAGGGGUACAGAGCUUUGGCAUGAAUUUAGAUCCACGUAAAAUUGGGAAGAGUGGAGUACUUUCACCAUCUCAAGUUUCUUCAGCGGAGAACUCACCACCCGAAUUGCAACGAUCUGUAGCAUACCGAGAUAAUUUGGAGAAGAUGUGGACGGAAAAUAAAUGUCGUACUAAGCUUAUUGCUCUGUGAAUGUAAACGUUAUAAAUAUAAACAACUAAUUACAUAAUAUAUUGUAUUAACCCGAAAAAAAAACUAGCCCGAAAAAAAAAACUAUCCCAAAAAAGUGAUGUUACUUUAUGCUGUAGGUUUUAAUUUAUGUGCUUUGUAUUAGUAAAUUAAACACAAAUAAACAUGACAAAAUAAUAAAACAUUUAAA
Molecule: messenger RNA, 3481 nt
Organism: Episyrphus balteatus (marmalade hoverfly)
Lineage: Eukaryota; Metazoa; Arthropoda; Insecta; Diptera; Syrphidae
Gene: sp3
Product: phosphatidylinositide phosphatase SAC2
Exons: 14
Coding region: 91-3294 (1067 amino acids)
Biological process (GO): phosphatidylinositol dephosphorylation; regulation of endocytic recycling
Cellular component (GO): clathrin-coated endocytic vesicle; early endosome
Molecular function (GO): phosphatidylinositol-4-phosphate phosphatase activity
Source: RefSeq, a predicted model, not a curated record